Mercurialis annua (annual mercury) is the source of this 1317-nucleotide messenger RNA. RefSeq lists its product as uncharacterized. Gene Ontology annotation, molecular function: DNA binding. The record is from RefSeq and is a predicted model, not a curated record. NCBI's taxonomy places the organism in Eukaryota, Viridiplantae, Streptophyta, Magnoliopsida, Malpighiales, Euphorbiaceae. The transcript has a single exon. The coding region runs from base 1 to 1317 and encodes 438 amino acids.
AUGAAUUCGUCAAGUAGUCAACAAAGUUCGUCAACGGUUGAAUCUACUCAAUCGUCAGUGAGGCUGAAAAGUGAUCCGGCAUGGGCUCACUUUAAAGAGGAAGUGAAUAAGGAAGGAAAGAAAAUAUGGACGUGCUUACAUUGUAAUAAUGUCUAUAAAGGCGGAGGAAUUAAUAGAAUGAAAAAGCAUCUAGCCGGUAGAAGAGGGGAAAUUGCUCCAUGUAAGAAAGUUCCUUAUGAUACCCGAUAUCAAAUUGAACAGUUUUUGAAGGAGCUUGAUAAAAAAAGUGAAGAAACAAAUUAUGUUGAGGAUGACAGUCAAUAUGAUCCUACAAUUGACCUUGGGGAAGAAAUAGCACCAACAAUAGAAAAGAGCAAGGAGAUGAUACCUGGAUGUGCAGCUUCUCAAAAUGGAAAAAGAAAGCGAAAUGACAAGAUGAGUACUUUUUUUGCACCUAGAACCGUUUCGGGUGCACAACCUUCUAUCAAAAGCGCACUUGCAACCAAAGAAGCCUUGCACAAUGUUGAUAUGGCUGUUGCUCGAUUUUUUUAUGAUAGUUGUAUCCCAUUAAAUGCUAUUAAUACACCAUAUUUUCAAAAAAUGGUGGAUGCUAUUGCUGCUAUUGGCCCUGGUUAUAAAGCUCCAAAAUACUAUGCAUUGCGAACUAACUUGUUAGGGAGCAUGAUAAGUGAAGUUAAGUUGGUCAUUGAUAAUUAUCGAAGCAUUUGGGAAGAACGAGGAUGCACUAUUAUGGCCGACGGCUGGCAAGAUCAAUCAAAUCGACAGCUUAUAAAUUUUUUGGUUUACUGCAAUAGAGGAACGACAUUUGUUAGGUCAGUUGAUGUUUCUCCUAUUGUCAAAGAUGCAAGCGCUUUAUGCAAUUUGUUUGUGGAAUUGGUUCAAUGGGUUGGACCAAGCAAUGUGAUUCACUUGAUAACCGACAAUGGAGCGAAUUAUAAAGCUGCGGGAAACGCGCUUAAUCGUAAGUAUCCCUCUAUUAGUUGGUCUCCAUGUGCUGCACAUUGCUUGAACUUGCUUCUUGGUGACAUUGGCAAAAUGGAGCUUAUUACUAACCUUGCAACUCGAGCUUCUUUGGUAACAAAAUUUAUAUACAAUCAUGCAUUUUUAUUAGCUUGGCUAAGGAAGAGAGAAGGAUGGACAGAAAUCGUACGUCCGGGGCCAACUAGGUUUGCAACCACAUUCAUUGCGUUGAAGAGUAUCCUCGAACACCAACAUGAUUUCAAGCAUUUUUCACUAGCAAAACAUUUAAAGACUCUCGUUACUACAAAGAUAAGAAAGCAGUUUCUGUUACUUUAA